This is a messenger RNA of Manduca sexta (tobacco hornworm), 1605 nucleotides long. RefSeq names its product obg-like ATPase 1. The transcript is spliced from 11 exons. Gene Ontology annotation, molecular function: GTP binding; ATP binding; ATP hydrolysis activity. Gene Ontology annotation, cellular component: cytoplasm. The coding region runs from base 175 to 1368 and encodes 397 amino acids. The record is from RefSeq and is a predicted model, not a curated record. NCBI's taxonomy places the organism in Eukaryota, Metazoa, Arthropoda, Insecta, Lepidoptera, Sphingidae.
UUAAUCUGUAAUCUGUCACUAUGACAUUUCACUACAUGGUAAAAUACGCCGGGCGAGCACGUUCUGUAAUAUAGGAAGGUCCAGCAUCAUAUAAAAAUAAUUUACACUAGAAUUGAAUGUUUCUCUUAUCGUGAAUUUGUUUCUUCCGAAUAACGUUGUUAAAAAUAUUUCAGAAUGCCCCCUAAAAAGGUGGAAGAACCUGAGAAAAAGCCACUCAUUGGAAGAGUUGGUACCAACUUGAAAGUGGGUAUUGUUGGAGUGCCUAAUGUGGGCAAAUCAACGUUCUUCAACGUUUUGACCAAGAGCCAAGCUGCCGCUGAGAAUUUCCCAUUCUGCACCAUUGACCCUAAUGAAAGUAGGGUACCGGUGCCGGAUGAGAGAUUUGACUACCUAUGCCAGUAUCACAAGCCUGCGAGCAAAGUACCAGCUUUUCUGAACGUGGUCGAUAUCGCUGGUUUAGUACGUGGUGCUGCCGAGGGCCAGGGUCUCGGCAAUGCUUUCCUUUCUCACAUCAAAGCUUGCGACGCCAUCUUUAAUUUAUGCCGUGCAUUUGACGACGAAGACGUAAUCCACGUGGAUGGCGACGUGAAUCCUGUCCGCGAUCUGGAGACGAUCGGCGAAGAGUUGCGGCUCAAGGACGAGGAGCAGCUCAUGCAGCACAUCGAGAAGCUCGACAGGGUCGUUAAUCGCGGCGGGGAUAAGAAGUUGAAACCGGAAUAUGAAGCUCUGGCGAGGAUCAAAUCAAUUUUGGUUGAAGAAAAGAAACAUAUUCGUUUUGGUGAUUGGAGUGCUGCUGAUAUUGAAGUGCUCAACAAAUAUCUGUUCCUGACAUCAAAACCAGCAUUGUACCUUGUGAACUUAUCCGAGAAGGACUAUAUCCGAAAAAAGAAUAAGUGGCUUCCAAAACUUAAAGAGUGGAUUGACAAAAAUGAUCCCGGCGCGCUCCUUAUUCCCUUCUCUGGAGUGUUAGAAAACAAACUGCUUGAGAUGGAACCUGCUGAGAAAGAGGCAUUCUUAAAAGAACACAAUAUUACCAGCGCUCUAGACAAAAUCAUCAUACAAGGCUAUAAAGCCCUGCAGCUAGAAUACUUCUUCACCGCCGGACCGGAUGAAGUCAAAGCAUGGACUAUUCAGAAAGGUACUAAAGCGCCCCAAGCCGCGGGAAGAAUUCACACAGACUUCGAGAAAGGUUUCAUCAUGGCUGAGGUGAUGCAUUACAAAGACUUCAAAGAGGAAGGCACUGAGGCUGCCUGCAAGGCCGCUGGCAAAUAUAGGCAACAAGGCCGAAAUUACGUUGUUGAAGACGGCGACAUCAUUUUCUUUAAGUUCAACGCUGGUGCCGGUUUAAAAGAUGCUAAGAAGAAAUGACGUGACAAGGUACUCUUGCUUUUGGUACAUCUGUUGUACCUCAACCUUGUUCUUUAUACUCUGCUACACGUCGCUUAAAUAAAAUAAGAUUUUUUACAUAAUUAAAUUUAUUUAUGAAAUAAGGAUGGCCUUUAAUAUUAUAUGAUUUAACUGAACAGCUUGUUGAUGUUUGUGUAAUGUAGUUUAUUUGAAUUGUAAAUUUGGAUUGAAACCUAAUUAUAGAACUUCGACAAACUC